AUGGCCUUCAACUUUCUAUUAGCUUCUCUUUCAAUCUUGGUUUUCUCAUGGAGCUCUCAUGCCGAUAUGAUAGCCGAUAUUUGUGCCCAAUCAAGCUCACAAGCAAUUAGCCCCACUACCUGCGCCCGAUAUAUAAGAUCGGACCCACACUCCCACGGGGCUGAUUUAGGCACCUUAGGGCAAAUUUCAAUCAAGAUAGCCAAAGUCGCACUUAAAAACACUGCGACUGUGGCCAAGUCGAUCAGAGACCUCAACAACACGGGCGAGAUCAGUUAUUGCGUGAGAUUGUGCAGCAGCGCCAUUGACGACCUGAACACUGUCGCUGAAACACUCAAGCAUAUGACCAAGAGGGACAAGGACGAUAUGCCGAUCAUGCUCUCGGGAAUUGUAUCGGAUGUCGGAUGGUGCGAUAAUAACUUUGAGAUGAACCCCGGUGACCGGAUGCCGGCUGACUUGAAGGAAGCCAGCAAGAUUGCUCAAGGCCUCAUCCUUGUUGUUCUUAUCAUUGCAGGCAUGCUGUAA
This is a messenger RNA of Salvia hispanica, 522 nucleotides long. RefSeq lists its product as uncharacterized. Gene Ontology annotation, biological process: negative regulation of catalytic activity. The record is from RefSeq and is a predicted model, not a curated record. Lineage: Eukaryota; Viridiplantae; Streptophyta; Magnoliopsida; Lamiales; Lamiaceae. Gene Ontology annotation, molecular function: pectinesterase inhibitor activity.